ACGUUUUUUCUUUGACACCACAUGAACAAGUAUCAGAUAUCCUCGUUUAGUUGCAGAAAAGUCUUCAGGUUUACUCCUUCACCGGUGUAUUUCAACGCCUUAAUGCGAAUACAACUAUAGGUGUUGUAUGAGUGAUUGUGCUACUGAGACUGAUACCAUGUCUGAUUUGGUGGAUGCCAAAGGGAUAGCUGCACAAGGGCUGGGCAGUCCCUCAGUGCAAAGGUUUACGACAAAGAAUCCUGAAGUAGACGCUAAGCCUCCGGCUGACAUGUACACAUAUAAGAUGAACUACCCCUGCCUUGGACAGUGUGUCAUCAUCAACAACAAGAACUUUGACAAGCACACAGGAAUGAGCUUUCGCAAUGGAACAGACAUGGAUGCAGGACAUGCGAUCAAAGUGUUCUCGAGUUUGGGGUACAAAGUGAAGGUUGCUAAUGACCAGACUGUGCAACAGAUACAACAGCUGCUUUGCAAAGUGUCUCAAGACGACCACAGCCAGUCGGCCUCUUUUGUGUGUGUGAUGCUGAGCCAUGGAGACGAGGGGGUGUUCUAUGGCACAGAUGGCAACGUAGAACUCAAGAAGCUCACUGGCCUCUUUAGGGGCGACCGCUGCAAAACGCUGGUGGGCAAGCCCAAACUCUUCUUCAUCCAGGCAUGCCGUGGCAAUGACCUGGAUGGUGGCAUAGAGACAGACUCCGUUGCUGAUGACUCUCCAGAGAGGAUUCCUGUUGAGGCAGACUUUCUCUACGCUUAUUCUACAGCUCCAGGCUACUACUCCUGGAGGAACACCCAGAAGGGCUCCUGGUUCGUGCAGGCCCUCUGUGAGAUGUUACAAAGGUACGGCAAACAGCUGGAGAUCAUGCAGAUCAUGACACGUGUCAACCACAUGGUGGCACUUGACUUCGAGUCUAUGUCCAACAUGCCUGGCUUUACUGCCAAAAAACAGAUCCCUUGCAUUGUGUCUAUGUUGACCAAAGAUCUCUACUUUCCACAUUGAUUUGAUAUUGUUGUCUAGACAUUACUAUGACUUGAUUGUGUAUCCUGUGGGACCUUUUUAGCUAUGUGCACAAUGUUUACUGGACUUCUAAGUAGUGCUGCGCAAUUACACAACAUUUCUAAAUGACCUAUGUCGGUUCAAUAUUUUGAAUUCCCUUUAUGCACAUUUUCUCUAGAGAUAAACCAGAUCAUGCCGAACUGCAAAGUAGGAGGGAGUUGUAGUUUUCAACAGGACAAAAUUCUACGUGGUUUAGUGCAGAAAACGUGGUAAUUAACUACCAUGACCAGAAUCCUACUUGAGACAGAAAAACACUCGAUUGAGAGGGGUAGAGAGCAGUUGCUCUCUAUGCCUUAUUUACUUUGAAGAACUACUAAAAUUAUGAUUUUGUCAGACAGCAUAGGCAGAAGCUCUAUAGAGAGGAUGACUAAUAUUUUUUUUAAAUUGUCAUCAAAUAAAAAAACUUAAAAGUAAUCAAAAUAAAACAAAUGUAAUAUACACAACUCAAAUAUUUGUUUAAAGUAAUGUGAAUAAAGUAUGGUUAAUAAGUGAUAAGCAGUUAUGGGCAGUCACUACCAUCAUGGGACUUUUAAUGAUUGUUUUAUUUUGUGUUACCGCAUUCAACCCACAUAAUGCAUUUAAUGUAUUAUCGAAAUCGAAAACUGGGAUUAUUGUUUAAGAAUUUAAAUGAAACCGAACCGACCUCAAAAAGCACUAAUCGCUCAGCACUACUUCUAAGUGGAUACAAAUUUAAAUACUUGUAUUCUGUUUGGUUUAAGUCUUAAAGAGAAAGCUAAAGGUUUGAUUCGAUAUAUCUUGGACUCGGAGGCCUAAAAGGCAUGAUGUUGGACCAAAGAGAAUGCAUUUUUAAUGACAGGCAUUAAGCAACGAUUAUGCAAUAUGAAUACUUGCUAUUGAUUUGUUGUUCCUGUAUAUGUUCUGAAUUAUCGAGUAUAAAGGGAAACACGCUUUCAGAUAGCAAUAAUGUAGUAAAUCAAUCACUCAGGCUUUAAAAGUAUUGAAAAAUGUGCCAUGUCCUUUUAGAAAUGAUAACUGUCUUACCUGUGGGAUGGUUUGUUUUUUUCAUUUGCACAUUGUACAUUCAAAUAGCUUACUACAUGAAAUAUAAACUUGAAUAAACUAGCUUUUAUCCUUGA
Molecule: messenger RNA, 2151 nt
Organism: Oncorhynchus nerka (sockeye salmon)
Lineage: Eukaryota; Metazoa; Chordata; Actinopteri; Salmoniformes; Salmonidae
Product: caspase-3-like
Exons: 7
Coding region: 128-997 (289 amino acids)
Biological process (GO): keratinocyte differentiation; erythrocyte differentiation; apoptotic process
Cellular component (GO): cytoplasm
Source: RefSeq, a predicted model, not a curated record